Molecule: messenger RNA, 900 nt
Organism: Ostertagia ostertagi
Lineage: Eukaryota; Metazoa; Nematoda; Chromadorea; Rhabditida; Trichostrongylidae
Source: the annotation of a GenBank genome assembly
AUGCCUUUCCUUGUUCAACAAUGUAAGAGCCAUGGCGGAGAAAUUGCAGGCAGAGCGGCUCUCAUGUCGUUAGACCACCCGGCUCAGUGCAUGGAUGGCGGUAUACUGUUACGGCGCUCUGACUCGACCAAGGAUUUCUGUCAGUCUGCCAUCGUAGGACUGCGGCACAUAAAUGACGUGUGUCGAGUAGUGAUACCGGAUUUGGAAGUGAUGCCACGAAUACCGUUUGUGCGGUACUUGAUAGAGAGCGUGAGCGCACUGUGUUACGCUUCUUCGUGGUUCGUACGAUUGGGAGGAGCGAGCGGGUUGAUGUAUUUCAUAGAAAAUUAUCCGGACUCCGUGGUUCUCGCCAAUAUGAGCGGAUUCAUGGAAAGCUUGAUUGAGGUUCUCAUUGGAAUGACUGAUCAGGUGUCUUGUGGUGCCGUGGACAUGGCUGUAGGAGCCAUAGAAAAAUUGCAGAAACGAUGUCUUGCCGGUUGUAACAUCAACGAUCCGAAAGUAUCCGUGUUUAUGAAUUGCGUUGCAAAUCAUUUGUUCAGCGGGAACCAACACGUAAGACAGAAGACGUUGGCCAUGCUGAAUACGUGUGCAGGAGUACUUGGAGUAUCACUUUCUUCGUUAAUGUGCAGCUAUCGAGAAGUGUUCGUAGCACAGAUAGAGCGUGCAAUGAACGAAUUCAAUGUACUGGCACUGCUUGACCGUUGUGGAUGUUUGGAAGCGCUGUGUACGAUUUUCACCUGCCAGCCUCCCCUCGUUGACAUCUCGAUUGAGUCGGACAGAACUCAGAAGUUUGCGAGUGAGCUCAUUGCUGUGUGCCAGAUGCAUAUCAACGAAAUGCUUGAGCUUGAACUUUUCAAAUCAAUGGACGGUUGCCCUGCUCAUUUCCUUCCACCGUAUACU